Messenger RNA from Didymodactylos carnosus, 1782 nucleotides. Lineage: Eukaryota; Metazoa; Rotifera; Eurotatoria; Philodinida; Philodinidae. The record is from the annotation of a GenBank genome assembly.
AUGGAAAAUAUAGCUCUUUCUGAUUCUGCAGAUGAUUUGUCAUCGAAUACAGUGGUUCCUAUCGCAACAUCUAUGCCACCAGUUCAUGAUGAGCAGCAAGUAACCAGUGAAUUACAUGAUGCCGCUACAACAGAUGUAAAAAGUGUUCUGCCAGCAUUGAAAUCGAUGCACUUGUCCGAUAAAACUACAGGCGGGAAUUCUUCACCAUUGUUGUUUUCACAAUCUAAUAUGCCGCUGAGCAGUGCGGCUAUACCGCCUUCAAAUAUAUUCAAAAGUGAAAACAAAGUAAAUCCUCUAUUAAUGCCUCCAUCAUCAAUGACUAGCUUGCACAAUCCAUUAUUGGUGCAACCCACAAGUUCGCGAUUACCAUCAUCGCCAGUUACAUUAAAAUCGUCAGGAAUUACAAGCUCAUCAAUUAGUGGCCUAAACUCGUUUCGACCACUGUCAAAUGAAUCAACAACGACACCAUUAUUUACUGGUAAUUCAGCGUUUACACCGUUACAACCAUCAUCGUCUAAAUUCAGUGUUGGAGAGCAAAACAUUCUUCGCGCUCCAACCAUGCCAUCUACACCUCCAUUUAGAUCCACACAGCAACCCGAAAACACUAGAAAUGUGUCUUCCUCAACCUCCGCGCAGAAUAUUUCGCAAUUAAAUCAUUCAGAGAUGAAAUCUCAAACACCAUCAAUUUUUAAGCCUGUAGCACUAUCGUUCGACACUGUCGCAGCACCUCCGUCAACGACGUCACCUUCGUUCACUAAUACGGUAUUUCCUACGCCAGUUACGAUGUCUGCUGCUCCAUUUAACAAUGUAUCUUCAAUGCCUGAAAAUAACACUACGUUUAUGGCACCUAUUACUACAGCUGAAAGUAUUUUUGCUCCUCUUCCUCCACUUGUAUCCACUUCUUCAUCAGUACCAAUCGUUGAUAAUUCAACAACGCAAAUGCAAUCUCAUGCUCCUUCACUACAGCAGACAACAGGGUCACCUGCAAAUCCUUUUUCUGCGCGUGCAUCAUUGACUGAAAGAAUAUAUCCAGGCAUGACGACACAUAUUCAUCACCAACAACAGCAUCCAACGUCUAAUCUCGUACCACAUCAACCGCCACAACAGCAACAUUUCGUGCCUUCUCAGCCUGUGAAUGUUAAUCCGUACUUACAGACAACAAAUGCUUCAGAGCCAAACGCUUUCACGCCGAUGUAUCAACCUCCAGCUACUGAAUAUAAUCCAACAGCUCCAUGGCAAUAUUCGAUUAGUGAUGGGACUGACCUAAGACAGCAGCAGUUGCAACAGCAACAACAAACGAGUAUGCCUGGCAUUUGGAAUUGGAUAGCAAGCAAUAAAAUUAUAUCAAGUGUAGUUGAAAAAGCAAAAGUGAGUGCCACAUUACAUGUGCUUUUAUAAACAUGUACUUUGUGAUUGUUCCGUAUUUAUAAAACAGAAUUGGAUGGAAUUGUUUUUACGCUGAUCAUUUGGUGAAUUGUCACGGAAAAACUUUUCAUCGACGUGUCAUUCUUUUUCUUUACUACCGUUUUGAUUGAGUUUUUUCAUCAUAACUUUGUAAUAUUUCAUCUUGAAUCAUCCUGAUUUUUUGGAAAUUUAUAACAGCAGAACCUGAAUAAAUAGAUUAUAUUCAAGAAUUAUAUCUAUAUAUUCUGUGGUUCUAAACGAAGCCCGUUUAAGCUAACAGUUCAUAUUCGUUCGUUGUCGUUGAAUGGCGUUACAUAGUACUUGUUGACAUGAUUCGAUUUUAUAUUUAGCUGUGCUGUGAAGAAAUGAAAUAAUAGA